AAGGAAAAGUGUGAUAAAGAGAGGGAAGAAAGCACAUCAAAGCCACUUUACUUUUCUGAUCUCCAUCUAAACUAAACCCUUCACUCUCACUUCAUCACUAACCUAAGUCCAGUGUUCUCUCUUUUCUUCUUUGAUUCUUUCCAUUUUCUUAGCUUGUUCUGUCUUUCUUUCUCAUAUUAUUCUCAUGCAUCCAUUUUAAUCUCCCCAAGGUCCUCUUUUGCCUCAAGAUUCCACCAUUACUCUCAUGUUCAUGGAAAACUCCAUGCCCCACCAUCGUUUUUACCAUCUACUCACACUCCUCUGUUUGAUUUUGCUGUGUGUAACACCCUCCAACUCAAUUGAUAUCCACCCACAAGACAAAGCCUCACUUUUGAAGUUCAGGGCAUGGCUGCAAUACCCCAACCAGAGUUUGCCCAACUGGGUAGGUUCCAACUGCUCUACAUGGAAUGGAAUCACCUGUGACAACAGCACUGGCAGGGUGAUUUCCAUUAACCUGACCAACAUGAACUUGUCAAGCCAAAUCCACCCCAGUUUCUGUAACCUUUCAUAUCUCAACAAGGUGGUUUUGUCCCACAAUAACUUCACAUGCCCUCUACCUGUUUGUUUUGGGAACUUGCUUAACCUUAAAGCCAUUGAUCUCAGCCACAACCAGUUUCAUGGUGGAAUACCAGACUCUUUCAUGAGGCUGAAACACCUUACUGAGCUUGUUUUGAGUGGGAAUCCAGAUUUGGGUGGUCCACUGCCUUCUUGGAUUGGUAAUUUUUCUGCAAAUUUGGAAAGGCUUCAUCUUGGUUUCAGUUCACUCAGUGGGGUUAUACCUGAGAGCUUGCUUUACUUGAAGUCUCUCAAGUAUUUGGACCUUGAAGAUAAUCUCUUGUCUGGUAAUCUGGUUGAUUUUCACCAACCUUUGGUUUUUCUCAAUCUUGCUUCCAAUCAGUUAUCAGGUACUUUGCCUUGCUUUGCAGCUUCAGUUCAGUCCCUAACUGUGUUAAACUUGUCUAACAAUUCUAUUGUGGGGGGAUUACCUGCUUGUGUUGCUUCAUUUCAAGCUUUGACUCAUCUGAACCUAUCAGGGAACCACUUGAAGUAUAGAAUAUAUCCUAGGCUUGUGUUCUCAGAGAAACUUCUUGUUUUGGAUUUGAGUAACAAUGAUUUUUCUGGUCCUAUUCCCAGUAAAAUUGCAGAGACAACAGAGAAACUUGGCCUUGUUCUUCUUGACCUUUCCCACAAUCAAUUCUCUGGUGAAAUUCCUGUGAAAAUUACUGAGUUGAAAAGUUUGCAGGCCUUGUUCCUUUCUCACAAUCUUCUUUCAGGAGAAAUUCCUGCUAGAAUUGGAAACUUGACUUAUCUUCAAGUUAUUGAUCUCUCACACAACUCUUUGUCUGGUACCAUUCCAUUCAGUAUUGUUGGAUGCUUUCAGCUGUAUGCUUUAAUACUUAAUAACAACAAUCUUUCUGGUGUGAUUCAACCUGAGUUUGAUGCAUUGGAUAUCUUGAGGAUACUGGAUAUAAGCAACAACGGGUUUUCUGGUGCUAUUCCACUCACUUUGGCUGGAUGCAAAUCUCUGGAGAUUGUAGAUUUUAGGUCCAAUGAUCUUUCUGGAUCCUUGAAUGAUGCAAUAACCAAGUGGACAAACCUCAGGUAUCUUUCUCUUGCUGAGAACAAGUUCAGUGGCGAUUUGCCUAGUUGGUUGUUCACGUUCGAAUCAAUAGAAACAAUGGAUUUCUCUCACAACAAGUUUUCUGGCUUCAUACCUGAUAUUAAUUUUAAGGGUAGCUUAAUAUUUAACACAAGGAAUGUCACUGUUAAGGAGCCACUGGCUGCACCAAAAGAGUUUCAACUCAGAGUUUCAGCUGUUGUUUCUGAUAGCAAUCAACUUAGUUUCACUUAUGAUCUCUCAUCAAUGGUUGGAAUCGAUCUAUCCAGCAACUUGCUACAUGGGGAGAUUCCAAGGGGCUUGUUUGGCCUAACUUCCCUAGAAUACAUGAAUUUGUCUUACAAUUUUCUAGAUGGACAGCUUCCUGGUUUGCAGAAAAUGCAGAGUUUGAAAGCCUUGGAUUUGUCACAUAAUUCUCUGUCAGGACAUAUCCCAGGAAACAUUUCUACCCUUCAAGGUCUUGCGGUCUUGAAUCUAUCUUACAACUGCUUUUCUGGAUAUGUUCCCCAGAAGCAGGGGUAUGGAAGAUUUCCUGGUGCAUUUGCUGGGAAUCCAGAUUUAUGCUUGGAAUCUUCAAAUGGAAUAUGUGAUGGUGGAAGGACUCCAUCCGCGCGAGGAACAUCUUUUGGGGAAGAUGGGAUGGAUGGACCAAUAUCUGUGGGGAUUUUCUUUAUCAGUGCCUUUGUUAGUUUUGAUUUUGGAGUUGUUGUUCUCUUCUGUUCUGCUCGAGCAAGAAACUACAUUCUCCAUACUAAAGUUUGAUUUGGUGCUUCUUGUUACAAUGACUAACUUUCUCAUGUAAAUUCCAUUGUGAUUUGGUAGCUCUCUUCUUGUUUCAAGUGAACAUACACAUUCUGUGAUUGGGAAUAUGAUCUCACCAUCAACUUCAUUGGUGUUCUCUUCCAACCUAGUCCUCAACUCAUUAUUGCUGAAAAAGUUGUUACAGAAAUUACAGGAUCAAAUGGCAUGAAAUUGAUGUGUCUCAAAUGGUUUAAACAACAUCAUUGACUCUGGCCUUAUUUAUUUUACUAAAGACUAGUUUUGCAUCACUCAUCAAGAAGGGAAAGUGAUGGUGAAAGUUUGAUCUGAGUGAAUACAAGCCUUGCAUCAUUCAGUUGGUUAUCUUUUGCUAGAGCUCGGUUGCUCGAAUUUAGAAUGGUCACCAUAUUCAUUUAGAUACCAUGUUAUUUAUAAGGGAAAGUUGUAGUGACCUCCCCUUUAUUCCCUUUAUUAUUUAAUCAAACACUGAUCAUCAUUUUGUUAAGGACAUUGCACGAUCUCGCUCGGAGUUUAUUGUUAUUGCACUGAUCUCCUAUGAGAUUUAUCAUUAUAACACUAAGCAUCUCUAUUAUUCUAAAUGGUGUAUGAAAGAUAGAAGGUCAAUGCAAUAAUAAUAAGCCUCAAAGGGAGGUUAGUGAAAUUUGCCUUAUGUCUAGUCAUGGUGAAAUUUUGAUGUUGCUCAUCAUUGCAGUCAUGUUUGUGUGAGAACAUUUAUCAAUCAAGAUUAAUCUUCUUUGAGUUAGGGAGCCAAAAUUUCCCUUUAGUAUUGUUUUA
This is a messenger RNA of Lotus japonicus, 3211 nucleotides long. Its product is annotated as receptor-like protein CLAVATA2. The record is from RefSeq and is a predicted model, not a curated record. Gene Ontology annotation, molecular function: protein binding. NCBI's taxonomy places the organism in Eukaryota, Viridiplantae, Streptophyta, Magnoliopsida, Fabales, Fabaceae. The transcript has a single exon. Bases 245 to 2419 code for a protein of 724 amino acids.